AUGGAGCUUCUGGAAUCCCUCAUUGCACUCGCAGAGAUGCGGCCACACCAGAUCAGAGAGUACAUAUCUACAGGCCGAAAACGGCUAAUGGAUGCAGUUCACGAUGGCCUGACUCCGUAUCAACGUACAGCAAUCACAAUCCAGAUCGAUGAACUACAAAGACACAGGCUUCGACAGUUUCGACUACUUGAUUUCCUUCUUGGCUUAUCGACAGCCGAUUCCUCUGUCUCAACGGCACUUCCUAUCUAUGCUUAUAAUAACCUUGCUAAGAGCAGUAUCGAAGCAAGCACAAGUAGGGAGCCGAGCGACCUUUCCUCGAGCAACGACUCUUUCUCGGACGUCUCUUUGAGUGUAGCAAACCAAUACGUUAUGUUUAGAUGCUUACGCAAUGGCGUAACACACUACAGAUCAGAGUACGUCCUGCAUCUUCUGGGCAAGUCUGUCUCACUAAGAAGACGCUACGGACGGCGCUUUCUACUUCCUUAUCGGUUUUUCUAUAGCCAACACGAGGACACUGUCCAUAUGUUUCUUUCUUUACGGGAUUACAUGGUUCUUUUACCGUUAGAAGUUAUUCUAGAGAACUUUGCAAUCGCACGCUACCACCUCUUUGCAAAUCUGUUCUGCUUCUUUAUCAAAGAUCUCUUGGAUGUGAUGGCGCUUUUUCAUGAGCAUGAGAUUGUGCUCAGCGGGGAUCUAUCUCAUCUAUGCGUUGAUAGACUCUCUGGGAGAAUAAAGCUUAACCUGUGUACGUAUUCUGUCCCAAUACCUCGUAGUUAUCAUGCUGGAGUAGAAGAGGAUCUGCGUGCCGUUGCCAACCUAAUUCUUCGAUACACCCAUGACUCUACGCUUUAUCCCAUAUCCGAUGUGCAAAAGCAGUUACUCCAGAUUGCCUAUUCCAUACAUCAAUCAGUAAGCCAAGAUCACAGUGAUCAGUUCCUUGUGAUUCCUAAUCUAUCUGAUGUCGCCAAAUGUCUAGCUCAGCACCCUGUGUUCUUUAGUAACGCGUAUCCUUCGAUCUCUAUUAUUAACACGGACGUAGUGGCGGUCUUUACUACUGCGCAAGAGCUCAGUAAGGAAAUGCAGGUUGCCUCAAUUGAUGAAACUGCCGAUUCUAUCUAUCCUUUAGCAGAUAGCACCCCUAGGGCAGAUGCUUCCCUGUCACGGUCACCAGGAAGUCAGCAUGAUUUUGAUAACUGGUUUACUACUGCCUCUUAUCAACCUCUGCCACCUAUAGGCGCCAUGCUUCUGGGAAGUAACGCUGCUGCUACACCAGCCACGCGGUCACGUACACAGGGCCCUGAGUCUUUAGAAAUAGAGAUGCUUGGUGACAGCCCGGUACAUUUCGAGAGCACGUCAUCAACUAUUGAGUCAUCAACUACCGGACUAUCGCCUGAGCCUCGUCUGAAUCUCGAGUUACAAGUAGGACCGCCUCCCCCUAUUCUCUCGACAGCAAUGCGAAUCAGUGAUCGCUAUACGCACAGUUGGAGAACUGUAGAAAGACUUAAGAGGGAAACUACAAAGACCAACGUAGAAGAAAACAGAGAAGGGCCGCACAAUAUACACUGUUGCGCUAAGACUAGUGAACAGUGCCUACCACCAGGGAAGCUUUUUCCGGUAGCAGUGCCCCAAUUCCCCGUAUCUGCCAUAUCGAUCAUUCAGGCACCGUCUCCUCAGCCUCAACCUCUGCAUCAACGAGCCGCCUCGAAUCCACCACCUUCCAACACGAUCACAAGACUCCAGAUUGCAAAUCCAAACACCAGUCCCAUAAGUUGGUCUCAUGUGCCUACCAAUGUACCCCCUGGGAAAGGCAGAAAGGCAUCGUUUGGAGGGAGUGUACUGACAACGAAGAUCUCACGUGGUGAGCAUAGAAGCAAAAGUCAGCCUACUCCGGCUAUAGCGCCGAUUUCGAGAACAAUCUACACACUGAACAUUGGAACAGAGGCACCAGCACGCAAACCAGCGCAAUUCCUUCCUCUGAAACAAUCUAUUCCUAUAGAAGCCCGGCCUGAGCCUCAGGCAAAAGGUAUAGCUGGAUUGACAACAGUGGCGCCCCCUGCGUUCCCGUCAGCUUCAGGACAAGCCUUUCGAAGACAUUCUCAUAGCGCAGCUCCACCUCUCUCACAAACUGAGGUUACCGAAAGCAUUUCUAAAGCCCUAGGCCCAAAGGUACCAUAUCAAUAUACGCGCAAUCCGGUAUCUGUAGCGCAUCAGCCCACGCUCUCAAGGUCUCUCAGUGCUCAACCACGUGCAAGUACUACGGAAGACGUGGAAGACUAUGACGUUCUAUACUCACGGGUUACUCUUCAUGCGCCAAAGUUCGCAGAACCUGUACGGCGUGUAUUGAUAGAGAGAAACUUCAGUAUCGCCGCAUCUGCUCCAAAGGCCACCAAGGAUAUCAACCCAAUCGAGGAGCUGAAUCAGGCGCUUGUAAAUUAUUGGUGA
Giardia duodenalis is the source of this 2442-nucleotide messenger RNA. RefSeq lists its product as uncharacterized. Bases 1 to 2442 code for a protein of 813 amino acids. The transcript has a single exon. The record is from RefSeq and is a predicted model, not a curated record. Lineage: Eukaryota; Fornicata; Diplomonadida; Hexamitidae.